Molecule: messenger RNA, 1387 nt
Organism: Thecamonas trahens ATCC 50062
Lineage: Eukaryota; Apusomonadida; Apusomonadidae
Product: NAD kinase 1
Exons: 1
Biological process (GO): NAD+ metabolic process; NADP+ biosynthetic process
Molecular function (GO): NAD+ kinase activity
Source: RefSeq, a predicted model, not a curated record
CGAUGAUGAGGACACAGUCGCUGAGCGCUGUCUCCAGCAAGCCGCGGCCGUCCAGCCUGCUCUCGGUCCACUCGCGGCAAGUGAGCGACUCGCAGCUGCCUAUCUCUCCGCGCUCCAAGGCCGGUCUGCGACUGACGCGGUUCUCCGGCUCGCAGCAGAAUAAUGUCAAGGUCGACGUCGUGCCCGAUGCCCAGAUUGAGACUGCCGAGCUGCUCUCCAAGGUCCGCAUGGCGUGGGAGACGACGCCGCUCUCAGUCUUUGUUGUCAAGAAGUGGCAAUCACCCGAGGUCUCGCUCCGGGCGGAGCAGCUCAUCCGAAUCCUCAUCAACAAGUACAGGCUCACCGUCUACGUCGAGCCGGUUGUCAAGAGCUCCGACUACUCCGACUGGGACGGCGUCCAUGCUCUACCGGCCGAAGGUGUCGACGUGGCCACCAUUGUCGACUUUGUUGUCUGCCUCGGCGGCGACGGCACACUCCUGCACUCGACAACCUUUUUCUACAAGUCGGUUCCGCCUAUCCUCUCGUUUGCACUCGGCUCGCUCGGCUUCCUCACACCGUUCUCGUUCCAGCGAGCUGAAAAGGUGCUCAACAAGGUGCUCGAGGGCGGGUUCUUCCUCACCCUCCGCUCGCGGCUUGUUUGCUCCAUCAUCGAGGGCUUUGCCCUCGACGAGCACGACGAACGCAAACCACUCGCUCAAUUCCAGAUCCUCAACGACAUGGUUGUUGACCGCGGGCCUGCCGCUUCGCUUGCCUCGCUCGACAUCUUUUGCGAUCACGACUUUAUUACCAAUGUCCAGGCUGACGGCAUUAUCGUGGCCACCGCCACUGGCUCAACCGCCUACUCGAUGUCGGCCGGUGGCUCCAUUGUCCAUCCGGGUGUACCAUGCAUUCUGCUCACCCCCAUCUGCCCCCACUCGGUCUCGUUCCGCCCCGUCGCUCUCCCGUACUCGUCCACCAUCCGUAUCCGCGUUGCUGAUAACGCGCGCAACACCGCGUGGGCCUCUUUUGACGGUCGCUCCCGCACCGAGCUACUCCACGGCCAGACCCUGCAGUGCUCCGUCUCACCCUGGUCCGUCCCCACCAUCUCCAAGGUCUCCGAGACUGCCGAUUGGCUCGUCUCGCUGCGCCGCAACAUGCAUUGGAACAAGCGGACAAGUCAGAAGCCCAUGGGCCCCGUCAAGUCCAGCCGCACACAGAAGAGCAAGCGUAGGGCUGCGCGCCGCCACACCACAAGUCUGCUCUCCACCUCGCCGCUCUCCACCUCGCCGCCCUCAACCUCGGCCAACGCCUACAGUGCUACAUUUGAUGACGAUGCCGCAUCUGACGCUCGCCCUCACGGCGAUGGCGCUUCUGACAACACUGGGCCGCAAUAAACCUGCAUCUGCUU